AUGUUUUGGUGCCUGAUCGGCAGGAAGGAUAUCUGGGCUGCUCUUCGGACAAGGGCAGCUGGUUUUGAGACAGAACACGGUGUACGUCAUGUCAAUCUUCACCCUGAGUGCGCUACUCACUCAGUAUACUACAUUCUUAGCUGCCAGUUUCAUCGGGCUGAGAACCGGGGAUCAUCAUAUUGGGACUCAGAAGGCAAUAAUAUAAACAAUGCUCCCUAUGGUCCACCAUACGCCAUGAUUCAAGGAGUACUCCAGCCCGAGGGAAACAUGUUCACGCUGAUCCCAAGCGAGCAUUUCCCAACUAUAUGUCGUGGCUCUGUUGCGUGGGUCGGCUCGGGUCCUGAAUUCUUCAUCAGUCUAGCAAACCACCAUGAAUGGGAGCAAUCUUACACUGUGUUCGGCUAUGUUCUGCCUGAAGACAUGGAGGUUGCUGAGAGGAUUUCUGGUUUACCAACAAGAGUCGAUGUCUGGAACAGCGUUAAUUUAUCUGUGCUCGAAAAACCGGUCUCGUUAACCGUACGGAGAAUGAAAUCUCGCGAAGAACAAGUAGAAACCGCUUCGUGA
Molecule: messenger RNA, 564 nt
Organism: Eruca vesicaria subsp. sativa (arugula)
Lineage: Eukaryota; Viridiplantae; Streptophyta; Magnoliopsida; Brassicales; Brassicaceae
Source: the annotation of a GenBank genome assembly